Panicum virgatum (switchgrass) is the source of this 1206-nucleotide messenger RNA. RefSeq lists its product as uncharacterized. The record is from RefSeq and is a predicted model, not a curated record. The transcript is spliced from 2 exons. NCBI's taxonomy places the organism in Eukaryota, Viridiplantae, Streptophyta, Magnoliopsida, Poales, Poaceae. Bases 178 to 666 code for a protein of 162 amino acids.
GACGGGCUCCUCAUACUCGUGUUCAUAGAGGGCGUGCAAAAUAAGAAGGGCAGGCCGGUCGCCCAACUCCUACAGCUAAGGUCCUGGGCUCCGCAGAGGGCAUCCCUGGGAACCACCACGGCUCGCAGGCCACGGCGGAGGGAGUGAUCGGCAACCUCCACAGUGCGGAGGGCGACGAUGCUGCGGAGGAGGGUGUCCUCGCUCCUCGGGGACCUCGAGCUCGAGGAGGCCGCCACCCAGGUCAUCGGGGCACACAUUGCCGAGGGGGGCGAGGCCACCGGGCGCCUUCACGCCGAUGUUAGGCGCCUCGAUGAUGGACACCAGCCCGUCAACGCCGACUAUGAGGGUGCAGUGGUCGAGGAUCUCGGCGCCACCGCCGAUGCCGCGGAGGAGGGUGUUCUGAUUGGGGACCUUGAGCUCGAGGGGGCCGAGGCCCAGGCCGUCGGGGCACACGUUACCGAGGGGGCCGAGGCCAUCGGGCGCCUUCAUGCCGAUGCCAGGCGCCACGACAACAGACACCAGCCUGUCAACGUCGACUAUGAGGACGCAGGGGUCGAGGAACUCAGUGCCGCCGGCGAUGCCGCGGAGGAGGGUGUCCUGAUCGGGGGCCUUGAGCUCGAGGGGGCCGAGGACCUCGGUGCCGAUGCAGAACACGCCAAGGCCUAGGCCGUCGGGGCGCACGUUGUUGUUGCUGCCGAUGCCGAUGGGGCCGCCGUGGCUGUGGAUGCCGUCGCAGGCCAUGCCGCGCCACACAACGGCGCCGAUGAGGAGGCCGAUCUUGCUCUCGAGAUGCUUCGUGAGUCCGACAGCGUGAUGCGGAAGAGGUACGAUAAAGUGGAGCUGUUUGUCAAUAUGAAGACUGAGAUCUUCCGGGCUGCUUCCGCUGAGAGGAAUUGGUUGGCGGGGGUUCCAGAAGUGCUCCGUGCCCGUGACUUGCUUAUCGAUUGAGCUCUCAAGGCCUUCGAACAUAGGGAGAAGCUGGCUGUGAGGCUGCGUGAUCAGCUGGUCAGGUGAGGCAGGUCUCCGCCGAAUCGUAUCAGGAUGCGGCCGCACAACCUAUCGGCACAUCCUGGUAGGUGAGAGUAGUGAAGAAGGGCGAUAAGUUGCUCGAGGUGUGUUGGAAGUUGAGGUGACCCUAAUACCCACUAUGCAGAUAUUUACAUCUAAUACACACCAACUCACUCUCGAGUCGGUUAGCCUUUUCAA